This is a messenger RNA of Cyphellophora attinorum, 3054 nucleotides long. RefSeq names its product putative phosphatidate cytidylyltransferase. Gene Ontology annotation, biological process: transmembrane transport. NCBI's taxonomy places the organism in Eukaryota, Fungi, Ascomycota, Eurotiomycetes, Chaetothyriales, Cyphellophoraceae. Gene Ontology annotation, cellular component: endoplasmic reticulum membrane. Bases 1 to 3054 code for a protein of 1017 amino acids. The transcript is spliced from 6 exons. Gene Ontology annotation, molecular function: transmembrane transporter activity; phosphatidate cytidylyltransferase activity. The record is from RefSeq and is a predicted model, not a curated record.
AUGGCACGUCAGAGACCUGCGGGCUUCGACUAUGCGUCCCCAGAAAAUCCUGGGAACGGCAUGCUCGACGGAGACCGCACAUACAACCGCAAGUCCGUCGAGAAGGGCCACCGCCACAGUCUUGCCAAUGGCGCCGAGGCAGCAAAUGCCGACGAGCUUCUCAAUGUUUUGGGAUACCAAUCUGAGCUCGUUCGCUCGCGAUCGACAUUCCAGGUCGCCUUCAUGUCUUUCGUCCUAGCUUCGGUACCUUAUGGUCUUGCCACAACUUUGCUCUACCCGAUUGCUGGUGGUGGUCCGGUGGCAGUGAUCUGGGGCUGGUGCGGUGUGUGUCUGAUCAUCGCGUGCCUCGCUAUCUCACUGGGAGAGAUCACCUCUGUGUACCCGACGUCUGGUGGUGUAUACUAUCAGACUUUCAUGUUGUCACCACCCAGAUUUCGUAGAAUCACGGCCUGGAUUUGUGGCUGGGCUUACGCUCUCGGUAACAUCAUCAUCACACUGUCAGUCAACUUCGGCACAACACUUUUCUUCAUCGGGUGUGUCAACAUCUUCCAGGACGACGAGGGCGUCGGCGUUUGGGCGCCUGACACCUAUCAGUACUAUCUGGUCUUCUUGGCUAUCACGCUUGUGUGCAACCUGAUAUGCUCUCUCGGCAAUCGCAUCCUCCCUAUGCUAGACACUAUUACCAUCUACUUUACCUUUGCUGGUGUCUUUGCGAUCCUGAUCUGUGUCCUUGCGAUCGCAAAGAAUGGUCGCAACAGUGCAGGAUUCGCGUUCGGCAACUUCACCGCCAGCACCGGAUGGGUUGACGGAUGGUCGUUCUUGAUCGGACUGCUUCACGCCGCAUACGCAACUUCUGCCACUGGAAUGAUCUUGUCCAUGUGUGAGGAAACCAGGGAUCCAGCUACGCAGGUGCCCAAGGCUAUGGUUGGAGCUCUCGCUUUGAACUGGCUCUGCGGUAUCAUCUUUCUGGUACCGCUCAUGUUUGUCAUUCCUGCGCUUGCGGACGUCAUUGCCGACCCUUACUAUCAGCCGCUGCCGUUCAUCCUGCGCUCAGCGAUUGGCAAUGAGGGCGGAGCAUUCGCCUUGUGCGUCCCGAUCCUGAUACUGGCCAUACUUUGUGGGACCGCCUGCACGGUCGCAUCGUCGCGUUGCAUCUGGGCCUUCUCUCGCGAUGGCGCGAUUCCCGGGUCUAAGUUGUGGAGCAAGGUCAAUACCAAGCUCGACAUGCCGUUGAACGCUAUGCUCUUCUGCACCAUCAUUGAGGUGUUACUGGGACUGAUCUACUUCGGCUCGACUGCUGCGUUCAACGCCUUCUCCGGGUCCGGUGUCAUCUUCCUGACGAUCGCAUACGUUAUACCUAUCGCUGUCAAUCUCUUCACUGGACGCAAACAUCUAAAGGGAGCGCCUUGGAACUUUGGCGUUUUCGGUCUCAUCUGCAAUGUGAUCUCUGUCGCAUGGUCACUCUUGGUAACACCACUAUUCUCGUUCCCCUUCUUCAGCCCGGUCACGGCCGAGACAAUGAACUACGCGUCUGCUGUGUUCGUUGGUGGCACAGCUGCCAGCAUCAUCUGGUACUUCGCAUGGGGCAGGAAGAACUACCGCGGCCCACCAGUUGAGGACGAGGAGGUUGAGCGGAGAAGGAGCAGUCUCGUUGAGCGCCCUUUACCGCGCUCUUCACACACGGUCCUGCUCGUCGCUCGAGCAAUCACAAGCGAUGGCGAAGCCAGACAGGUCAAAUUCGACCACAACCGCAGCAAUGGCACAAGCAAUCGGCGCCAGAGCUCCUCUACAGAUGCCUCGUCCGAGCCGUCCAGCCCGAAGAAAGACGUGCGCAAUGGAGUGAUACAGGAAGGAAAGCCAGAGCCCUCAGAAUAUGAGAAAAAGAAGCAGUCCUUCAUUACGAGGACAAUAUGGACGCUGGUCAUGAUCGGAGGCUUCUUCGGCCUGCUAGCCGCCGGCCAUAUAUGGAUUCUGGGCAUCAUCACCGUGGUUGUCAUCAUCUCAUUCAAAGAGGUCAUUGCUAUUGCGCAAGUGCCCUCGCGGCAGGCUAAUCUGCCGUUGACGAGAUCACUGAACUGGUACUUCUUCGCCGUGGCCAUGUACUACCUCUACGGCGAGAGUGUCCUCUACUACUUCAAGCACGUCUUGCUGGUCGAGAAGGUGCUGCAGCCCUUUGCGACACACCAUCGCUUCAUCAGCUUCAGUCUGUACAUUGUUGGCUUUGUCUUCUUCGUCUACUCUCUCCAGAAGGGCUCCUACAGAUUCCAAUUCCGCCAAUUUGCAUGGACGCACAUGGCACUCUUCCUCAUCGUCUUCCAAGCCCACUUCAUGAUGAACAACGUCUUCGAAGGCCUCAUCUGGUUCUUCAUACCUGUCUCGCUGGUCAUCACGAACGACAUUUUCGCUUAUAUCUGCGGCAUCACGUUUGGCCGGACGCCGCUGAUCCAGCUGUCUCCCAAAAAGACCGUCGAGGGCUUUGUCGGAGCCUGGGCUUGUACUGUCAUCAUCGGCUACGCCAUGACGAAUUUCUUGAUCCAAUUCCCCUACUUCAUCUGCCCCGUCCAAGACCUUGGCGCCAAUAUGUUCAGUGGUCUGACCUGCAAGCCGAACCCAGUGUUUAUUGCACGACCAUACGAGGUGCAGUUGCCCUGGCAAACCGAAAGCUACUACACCUUCUGGAUGGAGCCAAUUCAGUUCCAUAUCUUUGUCCUCGCAACAUUUGCGUCCCUGAUCGCUCCUUUUGGCGGCUUCUUUGCAUCAGGCCUGAAGCGUUCAUUCCACAUCAAGGACUUUGGCGAUAGCAUCCCGGGCCAUGGCGGCAUGACCGAUCGAAUGGAUUGUCAGUUUAUCAUGGGCACGCUGGCCUACAUGUACUACCAGAGUUUCAUUGCGGUCUACCAUACCACUCCGGGCCAGCUGAUUGAAUCUGCUAUGUGGGGUCUCACUCCUGAGGAGCAGAUGGAAGUGAUUCGGGGUCUAGGAAAACAUCUGUACAAUCAGGGAGUAGUUGGCGAAAAGGUUCUCUCAUGCCUCGUCAGCAGCACGAAGAGAUGA